UAAAAUGUUUUUCAUAUAAUGAAGAGGUUUACUUUGUUUACAAGUUCUAUAUCACAUAGAGCCGUAUAAUCAAAACGGAAACAUAAAGGGGCGUUUUCACAUGAUGAUUUUGAAGCAUGAGACCUAGACUACAAAUCUGAGUUAAGCCACGUACAACGAAAAUGAGGUUUAGAUUUUGUGGAGAUCUAGACUGCCCAGAUUGGGUCCUUGCAGAAAUUAACAUACUCUCAAAGAUUACAUCAGUAAAGAUCAAACUACUAGCAGUUCAAGUAUUAAAAGAUUUACUUGGGGAAGGAAUAGACUAUGAUAAAGUUCACAAGUUAACCUCUGACGCCAAGUUUGAAACUGGAGACAUCAAAGCCUCCAUAGCUGCGCUGUCUUUUAUUCUGUCUAGUGCAGCCAAGUAUGAUGUAGAUGGCGAGACUCUCUCCAAUGAGUUGCAACAACUAGGUUUACCUAAGGAACACACAACGUCACUGUGUAAAUCUUACUCUGAUGCUCAGGUCAAGCUACAGGAACAUUUUAGACAGACAAGUUUACGAGUAUCAAAUCUUGACUCAGUGCAAUGGAGAGUUGACUAUGUUCUUAGUUCAAGUGAACUUCAGCAAGUCAACGAGCCCAGUGUCCAACUGAAGCUUGGAGUCACCCAAGGGGACUCGGCUAAUCCAGAACCUGUUGCAUUUACACUGACCGCUGACAAGUUUAGAGUUCUGUUACAUGAACUGAAGCAAGCACAGACAAUCAUGGAGAAUUUAGAGAAAUGAUUACAGGAUUAUCUCCCCUGCUUUAUCAGUUUAUAAAAGUUAUUCUAGAUUGUGUUGUAAAAGGUGACAAUGAGAAAAUAAACACAAUAUUAAAUUGUCCUUUUAACAUUAAAAAAAACAUACAAUAAAGAAUAAAUAUCCCUAAAAACACACAUACAUAAGAUACAAAUACAUUUUGAGAUAAAAAUAUGUUUAGUUGUGUGUUCUUGUUUAAUUAGACUACUUCAAAGAAUGUCCAUUUAACUAGAAACAUUAUUGUUCUGCUCUUUUGUGAUCAUUAACAUUUAAUGUAUACUUCUGUCAUUACUUAAAUGUAUUUUUUUAAAUAAAACUUUUCCA
Messenger RNA from Physella acuta, 1103 nucleotides. RefSeq names its product COMM domain-containing protein 4-like. Lineage: Eukaryota; Metazoa; Mollusca; Gastropoda; Physidae. The record is from RefSeq and is a predicted model, not a curated record.